Molecule: messenger RNA, 969 nt
Organism: Conger conger (European conger)
Lineage: Eukaryota; Metazoa; Chordata; Actinopteri; Anguilliformes; Congridae
Product: tumor necrosis factor receptor superfamily member 14-like
Exons: 10
Coding region: 247-969 (240 amino acids)
Biological process (GO): defense response to Gram-positive bacterium; positive regulation of T cell migration; positive regulation of peptidyl-tyrosine phosphorylation
Cellular component (GO): external side of plasma membrane
Molecular function (GO): protein binding
Source: RefSeq, a predicted model, not a curated record
AGUCUGUCUAAUUCCGAGAAAAUUACACGAAGGCAUUACAGGUUGAAUCAUGGGAAUCAGGACUUCUACAAAGGGGAGAAAUCUGACCAUACUUUUGUGAAUUAUGAUACAUCUAUCGAGCACACAGUAAAGUGUGUUAAAUGAACUGUGAUCGAGUGCAUGUGACGCUCUUGGACUGAAAUUAAAUUAGGGCGGUCAAUUUCAUUGCGCACAGGAAUAUGCUUUAAAUGAAAGGAAAAUCAAGAUAUGUGGCAUUUUUUGAUGUGGAUGGUAUAUCUGUUGCUCCUGUUCUGUGGACUCUCCUAUUGCUGUGGAAGUAAAGAAUAUUUAAUUAAUGGAGAGUGCUGUCUAAUGUGCUCACCUGGGACAUAUGUUUACAAACACUGCUCACAAUACAAUAGCACCUGGUGUUUGCCAUGUGCUCAAAAAUCAUUCAUCGACUGUCCCAGUAGUCUCCCAGAAUGUUUGCCUUGCAAUGCGUGUCACCCAGAUUUAGGGUUAAGAACAGUCAGGGAGUGCACUCCCACCUCUGACACAGUGUGUGGGCCUCUGGAUCAGCACUACUGCACUGAGGCACAUAAGAAGGGCUGCAGAUUUGCACAGAGACACACCAUCUGCAGGCCUGGGCAAUUCAUCAAACGCAAUGGAACAACACUGACUAAUACUGAAUGCGGAGAAUGUCCUGACAGGACUUUUUCAGAAAAUUAUUUUUCUGCAUUCUGCAAACCACACACAGAUUGCCAAUCCUUGAGACUUCAGGAAAUUACAGCUGGAACAAACACAUCAGACAGUGAAUGUGGACCAAGAAAUUAUCCUCGGUCCAGAGUUGCUGGGUUUGUGCCUGCGGUGCUUGUAGUACUUCUAUUAACUGUCAUUUUAGGAAAGAUAAUGAAGAGUGAACGUGAUCGCCGGAGAGAAGAGUGGCAGAAUGAAGAGAGGAGAAUGAAGAACAUGCCUGUAGAGCACUAG